CGCCCCUGCGCGCCAGAGCCUCGGCGGGAGGGCGGAGCCCGGAGAGGGGAGCGCAGCUGCGGGCGUGUGGAGACCCCCAGAAGCGGCGGAGUCGGCGCUCGGAGCCGCGCGGCUGCAGCGGGCAGUCCAGACAAAGGCGACGAAAUAAUUCCUGGAAGUGCAGUCUUUGUACCAUCACUAACCCCACUACAUCUAGGAAUGUGAACAGCACCAACAGAUACAGCAAGAUGUAUCAAGAUUGUAGCAUUAACGGUGUACCGAUACAUGGAUACCCAGAUAAGUUUUCCCUUAAGCUGCUUAUGUGAAUGGUUAUGUUCCUGUAGUUUGUUUGCAGAGGUUCAUUUCAGUGGUUGUAGACAUUAUAGUGAUUGUGAUUUUUGGACAGAUCUAAAAUCAGGAGCUUGCACUAAAUUUUUGACCUAUCUGUAUUUGGGAAGGAAAAAAGAGAAUGGCUGUUUGAUUUUUAAAUGACCGAGAACAUGGGGUGUGUACAUGAGGGUUUUUUGUUUGUUUGUUUUUUGAGACAGUGUCUCACUGUGUAGCCCCAGCUGGACAGACUGGAAUUCAGAGAUCUGCUCGCUUCUGCCUCUCAAUUGCUGGGAUUAAAGUCUUGUGCUACUACACCCAGUCUAUUGGGUCAGUUUUGAGUGAAACGUGGAAACCAAGCGAGAAGAAAUCUUCAAGGAACUUCUGCUAAUGAAUCUUCAGAGUCACCUGUGUGUGUCUUACGGACUAAUCUCCACUCAGAGACAGCGGAAUAAGUGUCCCCAUUGAUGAGUGGCUCUAGAACACAGCGGUUCUUUUCAUUCCCACCGACUUGGAACCAGUGUCUGUAGAACUGGAAGCAGAGAAAAGAAACAAUCAAACUUUCCUCUUAAUCAACUUGAGACAUUUGACUCCAAGAACAGAGGCACAGUGAAGUAAAGCUAUCUCGACAACCAUUCCUCACCUUGAGGGUGGACGUGGAGUUUCCUGGCUGGAGAUUUAGAGCCUUGGUGGUGCUCACUCAGGCCUUGGGCUGAAAGCAUGAGUGAAUUCUGGUUGUGUUUCAACUGCUGUAUUGCAGAGCAACCUCAGCCUAAAAGGCGACGACGGAUUGACCGAAGUAUGAUUGGAGAGCCAACCAACUUUGUGCACACAGCUCAUGUAGGAUCCGGAGACCUAUUUAGUGGGAUGAACUCAGUCAGCUCCAUUCAGAACCAAAUGCAGUCCAAGGGAGGCUAUGGAGGCGGGAUGCCUGCUAAUGUGCAGAUGCAGCUGGUGGACACCAAGGCAGGAUAGCCCUGGUCCCUUCGGUCUUUGUGAAUUUCUGUAUUUUCUCUGUCCACAGUUCUAUACUAUUUUUGUCUUGUGAUUGGAUUUCUUUUAUUUUUAUUAUAAAAACGAAGUGUGGCAGCAACCUGUUCACCCCUGUGAUCUCCAGCAAGACAUUCCUGCUCGAGGAAGGCGGCGUCAGACCGACGUGACCUACCUUGCCGUCAGCGGUAUGCAUGCCUGGGACUCUGACAGAGUUCUUUGGAUCGUAGCUGAAUUUUCAAUGUUUAAUCGACAUGGAUUGGAUCUUAGCAUGGUCUUUUUCGUGACUGCUAGCACUGUUUUUAAUUUUUCAGUUUUAAACCUUUUCAUUGCGCCUCCAGCCCCUCUGCCUUAUGAUUUUACUGGUAAGCAAAGACCUGUAAUUACUGCCACCACUUAUGUCUAUUUUGAAGGCGUGAGACCCACAAGCACAAUAGUCCUUUUCAUCUGUUGGAAACUUGAGCGGAGCGCGCGUCUGCACACUCCAUGGUGCUGCUCAGAGGGGACCCCACAGGACGCCAGACACCGGCGUCCUGAGCUGCUGCGGCUUGAGGAUGCUGCUCUCUUGGAGGAUGCUUUCCAUAAUCCCAGUGGGUUCUGGUCUGAUUAGAGCAGUGACAAGAAAGCAGAGGCAGCCACUUGGCUGUGAAUGUUCAGUGUAUUUAUUUGAGAGUAAGGACCUGUGAUUGUGAGCAGAUACCGUUUGUAUCUGAGUGUUGUGAAGCCCAUCCAGUUUCUCAGCAUCUUCGUCCUGUUAGCUCUUUGUGGACCUGCCUCUGUUUUCUUUUAGUCUUUUGGUGUCCAUUUGUUUCCACUAGCUGUUUGUUGAAAUUCUGGCCUCUGCUACCAGCUGUGACUUGCAGGCCCUCAGCCUUCCAAUGUUCCACUUACUGUGGAGGCUGUGGCAGCUUCCAACAGCAGCCUGCUGCCUGGCUGAUUCACUGACAGUAGCCAGCCCUCACACUGGCUGUGUGUGUUUAGUCAGUGGCCUUUGCUCAGGUCCCAUUCUGUUCCUCUUCCCCGCCGAGUGUGGGUAGCCGGGCUUGUGGUCCAGGUUACUUUCCAUCUAACUGCCUUUGAUUGAUUAACAUUCACCCAGAAGAUGGGUCUUAACUGAAAUUAGAGCUCUGAAGGCACUUAGAGCCUUUUUUUUUUAAGAGAAGCUGUGAUCUUUUUCUCUUCUGCCUUUGCCUGUCCUUGCCCUACACUGAUCCUGUCCUGAGAAUGCUGACUGAAGAGCCACUGGGCUGAUGUAGGCAAAGCCGAAAGCAUUUCUCCUACCUUUCUUCUGACCUUAAUUUACCAGUAGGAACACUGGAUGACCUGAUCCUUUGAUUUUUUUUUUUUUUUUUUUUUUUUUUUUGUAAUUCUUACUGUUCAUAGGUGUCAUUCCCAAGCACAGACAGAAUCUGUCUAGGAGAAACAUUUAAUUCACUGUUGUCUUUAACUCACCAUGCGGACACUGCACUCUUGAGUUUGUCAUUCUGCUUAGCCAGGGCAAGGUUCCUGCCAGGGCACUGCUGUGUGCAAACUCUUUCUGUAUGACAGACAGGGAUCUCUUGGCAUCGUCAGCACUGAUGGAUGGGACAGCACAAGGAGCCAUUGUCCCCUCCCCUGUCACUGUUUGCUGCUCCAAGGCCAGUUAUUAAUAAGCCAAAGGCUCGUGGAGCCCAUAAUGGUCCUGCAGCUGCCUCUGACCUCUCAGCAGUGAGACACUGUAUACAGUGCACUGCGCCGGUGCCCUGGAAGGUUUCAGUAAAGUCAAGAAAAUGUACAGAGUAACCUUGUACAUGAUGGUUUUCUAUGGUGGCCUAAGGAUGCUGGCAAAGGUGCAGGGAGGCAAGCUUCCCACCUCCCUACAUGGGAUUGUAAACCUUGGGAACUCCUUUGUUCCCCGUAGUAACACAUCUCAUUUUUAAAUCGGGGCUAAUAGGAUUUUGUACCCAGAAUUUAUUAUAUUAAUACUUCUCUGAAAUACGUGGUGACAACUAGUAAGCAAGAGAAACAGCUGACUGCAGCAGUGCUGGGCGUGGCUUCUCCAGUGGGCCUGGAAAGUUUGUCCAUUAGCUUCCUUUGGUUACUAAUGGAGCUGGUGUAGAGAGCAGCAGCCUUGACCUGUUCAGUGGCUUCUGCUGAGCACCAGAAGACAAGAUGGACGUAUUUUUAUAAUAUAAGCAUACUUUUUUUGUACAUUGUGUUCAUUCUUGAAUAAAGUGAGCUCACUGUUGGCUUGUAGAUAUUAAAAAGAAAGUAUUGAUUUUGAUUCAAUAAAUGUUUUCUUUUAG
Psammomys obesus (fat sand rat) is the source of this 3581-nucleotide messenger RNA. RefSeq names its product CDC42 small effector 2 (gene Cdc42se2). Gene Ontology annotation, molecular function: small GTPase binding. The transcript is spliced from 7 exons. Gene Ontology annotation, cellular component: plasma membrane. Lineage: Eukaryota; Metazoa; Chordata; Mammalia; Rodentia; Muridae. Gene Ontology annotation, biological process: regulation of Rho protein signal transduction. The record is from RefSeq and is a predicted model, not a curated record. The coding region runs from base 1027 to 1281 and encodes 84 amino acids.